Molecule: messenger RNA, 2235 nt
Organism: Ctenopharyngodon idella (grass carp)
Lineage: Eukaryota; Metazoa; Chordata; Actinopteri; Cypriniformes; Xenocyprididae
Product: E3 ubiquitin-protein ligase TRIM35-like
Exons: 6
Coding region: 154-1695 (513 amino acids)
Biological process (GO): protein ubiquitination
Molecular function (GO): ubiquitin-protein transferase activity; zinc ion binding
Source: RefSeq, a predicted model, not a curated record
UUCUUGUCAAAGUUUUCUACCAAUGAACGUUCGACGUGUCAUUCAUGUGAAAUCAGGGAGUGUUUUGUUUGUUUAGUCUCUCAGCUUUAUAGCUGAUUGUGCCAAUAAUAACCAGAGUCAGUAAGAUAUGGUCUGCGUGAAAUCUCGGUUUAAAUGGCGCUUGAGGAUGAGCUGUCGUGUCCCGUGUGCACUGAGCUCUUCAGUGAUCCUGUGUUGUUGAGCUGUGGUCACAGUUUCUGCCGUCGGUGCAUUAAUGAUCACUGGACCUCGAGUAGAUCCAGAAACUGUCCCGUCUGUCGACAGGCAUCACCGCAGCCACCGGUGUCCAAUCUGAGCCUGAGGAACACCUGUGAGUCUUACCUGAGAGAGCAAAGCACGAGGAAAGAGAGGGAUGGAGGACAAGAGUGUCAGAUACAUGGAGAGAAAAUUGAGCUGUUCUGUCAAACAGAUGAACAGGCUAUAUGUGUAACAUGUAAGAAAAACGAACACAGAUUUCACAAAACACAAACGUUACAACAGGCUGUUCGACAACGAAAGGAGAAGCUGAAAGCAGCUCUUCGUCCAGCUGAGAAGAGCCUGUGGUCAUUGCAAAAUGGUGCAGCACAAGACGCAAAAAUCUCUAAUUACAAUCAGUCUCAAGUUCAGCAGACAGAGAGAAGAAUCAGGGAGGAGUUUAAGAAAAUCCACCGGUUCCUCAAAAAGGAGGAGGAGAGCAGGAUAGCAGCGCUAAAUGAAGAAGAGAAAGAAAAGAGAGGAAAGAUGGAGAAGAAAACAAAGAGCAAAAUACGUUCACUCUCAGACAGACUCCGAGAGGUGGAGGAGGGAAUGAAGGAUGAUGACGUCACCUUUCUUCAGAAUUAUAAUGACAUUAUGAACAGAGCUAAAUACACACUUCCAGAUGCAGAAAUGAAUUCAGAGCUUCUUAUUGAUGUUUCCAAACAUCUGGGCAACUUGAAGUAUCAAGUGUGGGAGAAGAUGAAGGAUGUCUGCCCUUACUAUCCUGUGAUCCUGAACCCAAAUGCAGCUCCACCGGACCUCUGUGUGUCAGAUGAUCUGACCUCUGUGACCUCAUCACAUCUCCAUCGGCAGGACAAGCCCAAAGCUCUUCCUCUGCACAGGAACCGUGUGGUGCUGGGGAGUGUGGGAUAUGGUGAUGGUGUUCACAUGUGGGAAACUGAGGUGGGAAACAGUCGGCACUGGACACUAGGAGUGUGUUUUGGAUCGGAGGGAAAAUCUAUUACGCAACCUCUGACUUCUGAAAACGGCUUCUGGGGUAUCAGACGUGAUGGAUACUUGUACCAUUUCCUGAACACACCACUAAUCCUCAAGCUGAAGACGAAUCCCUUAGUAGUGCGAGUGAGGCUAGAGGAUGGUUAUGAUUUGAAGGGAGGAUGGUGGAGGAAUGUGAGAUUUUAUGAUGCCUCAAAUGAUUGCCUUUUUGCCGACAUUAUUGGAGUGCCUGCUGGGAAGGAACUCUUUCCAUUUGUGAUCCCAGAGGAGCCUUCUGUCCCACUGCGUGUCAUCCCAGCUAAAAUGACUCUAACUGUUGAACAGUUUGAACUGUUUGAACCAAAGCUAUCCUUUACGACGAGACAUCGAGUCUUGAUCGUCAUCUGUUUUUGUGUCAUUAUGGCGAUAUUGGUGAUUCUGUCAUUUAAUAUCGAUGACAAAGAGCAUGACAAGGAAAGCAUUUGACAAGCUGUCUAUUUCCUGAACAUAAUGGUCUGCUGAAAUGCCCGAGACAUUUUCAAACAAAAGGUUAUGGGCUGUCUGUCUACUCAAAGCGCCGGACUCCACCCCCUACCUGGAUCUGGACUUCCUGUUUGAACACUGUCCUUCCUUCACAGCUCCCUGGCAUGACGAGGACACUAGAUAACUAUUGCCAUAACGAGUAGUUAUACUCUGGGAGAAGUGUUUUUUGUUUUUUUUUCAGCUCAUGAACAUUAAAAAACAUUGAGAACCAAUCAAAAUCUUUCCAAGUGUGCACUUCGGUUGUUCACAGAAUGUAAAUGAACCAUUCUUAGAAUUAACAUAACAUUAUCGCCAGAUUAGGAUUGAUCCUUUCUCCGUAUCCCACAGCUCUUCCUGUUGCUCUGCAGCAGAUAUAACAAUCAUAAUGUUAAACGCUGGUGCUGUGUAUCUUUGUGAUGUAUCGUGUCGCCACCAUUACAGAACUGUUUGUGACUCGUUGUUGCUUCCAAAAACUCCAUGAAGUACAACAAGCGUAUCGAUGAG